CCUUCUUGCUAAUCUGAAUCAGAACAAUUUGAAAUAUGGAGCGGAGAGCAGCCGAACGCCAUCUUUCAUGCAGGGUGCGAUGAAUCCAGCAUCUCCCAACAAAAACACUGGAUGUGAGAAAAUGAUUCUGCUGAUCUGUAACAGAGCCUGCACUGGCCAUCAAGGACGGAGGUUCGGUCUUCCGUUUGUACUAUAUCUAGAGCGCUCUGUGACAUGGGAUGUGUUACAGAAAGAAAUUCUGGAGAAAAUGCGUCACCUACUAAGGCCAGGGGUUUACAUUCAGGUUGGACCCUUUAGUCUGCGUGUGGUCGGAGUAGUUGGAAUCACAUAUCUGUUGCCACAGGAGGAACAGCCACUAUGUCACCCCACUGUGGAAAGAGCAUAUAAAUCCUGUGGGCCAGGUGGACCUCCUCAUGUUAAGAUUGUAGUGGAGUGGGACAAAGAGACCAAGGAAUAG
Sinocyclocheilus rhinocerous is the source of this 457-nucleotide messenger RNA. RefSeq names its product ubiquitin carboxyl-terminal hydrolase 31-like. The transcript has 4 exons. Lineage: Eukaryota; Metazoa; Chordata; Actinopteri; Cypriniformes; Cyprinidae. The record is from RefSeq and is a predicted model, not a curated record. Bases 68 to 457 code for a protein of 129 amino acids.